UUCAAACGUCAUUCGUCAUCAUGAUGGAUCUAAGAGCACUAUUAUUUCUUUUAUUCUUUAUUCAAUUUACCUAUAGUGCCCACUUACCAUCCACUUCAAGAUGCAGCAAGCAUUGUUCGAAAGAAACUUGCCACAAAUUCGACUACAAAGAUCACACGUCUUACUUUUAUGAUUUUCAAAGUUCGAAUGUAAUUUAUUGGGAUAAACUUGGACGUUUAAAACCUAUAGCUAUGUCUGCUAAAGUAGAAAUCAUAAAAAGAGAUACUUGUGACAUGAUACUUAAGAUUCAUGAAACAAAACUAUUAGCUAAUGAUAUCAGUAGAGAAAAAUUAAGGGAAUUAACGUGGCAUGAUCUUCCAUUUUCCUUCGAAGAUGGCAAAAUUAGUGAAAUAUGUCCUGCACCAGAAGAAAAAAGGAAUGUUCUUAAUAUUAAAAGAGCCAUAUUAUCCGCCUUUCAAAACAGUAUGAAAAAUUUCGAUGAAGAAGACGAAAGUGUCCUUGAGUUAACUUGCCACAAAUUCGACUACAAAGAUCACACGUCUUACUUUUAUGAUUUUCAAAGUUCGAAUGUAAUUUAUUGGGAUAAACUUGGACGUUUAAAACCUAUAGCUAUGUCUGCUAAAGUAGAAAUCAUAAAAAGAGAUACUUGUGACAUGAUACUUAAGAUUCAUGAAACAAAACUAUUAGCUAAUGAUAUCAGUAGAGAAAAAUUAAGGGAAUUAACGUGGCAUGAUCUUCCAUUUUCCUUCGAAGAUGGCAAAAUUAGUGAAAUAUGUCCUGCACCAGAAGAAAAAAGGAAUGUUCUUAAUAUUAAAAGAGCCAUAUUAUCCGCCUUUCAAAACAGUAUGAAAAAUUUCGAUGAAGAAGACGAAAGUGUCCUUGAGAAUGAUAUCAUUGGAAGAUGUUGGGCAUCUUAUGCGAUUAUGGAAAAGGAGAAAAAGAAAGUUAUAGUCAGAAAAUUUAAAAAUCCAGGAAAUUGUGAGACUAUUUCAAAUGGAAAUUCAGUGUCACUAACGACAUUUGAAUCUUUUCGUGGGGCGGAAACUGCAAUUAUAGAACAGAUGUAUGAAUGCGAGCAAACUAUUGAAGAAAAAAUUAUUACAAAAUCUUCGUGUAACGAAAGUUGCGUAUUUACAAUUUCCACGGAAAAAGAUUCACAAUUUAAGUCAAAUGCUAAAAUUGAACUUCGUUUGACAGGCAUUUUACAAAAACCUGAGAUGCCAUCUUAUAGAAUUCAUAGAAGAGAACAUUUACUCUACGCUCAUCAACCUCACACGUUCUCGAAUUCAGCUUAUAAGGAAUCUUUACAAAUCUUGCAUGAUAUGUGUUCCAAAAUUCUUCCAAGAAAUAAAGUUGAUCCAGAAAUACCUGGACUUUAUGCAAAUUUAGUACGAUCUCUUCGCAAAGUGAAAUCAGAAGAAUUAAAAAAUAUUUAUAAUAAAUUGGAUAAUGGAGAAAUAUGCUCAUCAGAUUGGUUAAAGCGUCUUGCCGACGAUAUAUUACCUCAUAUCGGUCACGAAGGUUCUGUCAAAAUAAUGACGAGAAAGAUUCAAAGUAGAACUAUUAGUAAAAUUCAAGCAGCUCUUUGGGUUACCAGUUUAGCUUUCAUUAAACAUCCCACCGAAGAAGCUAUUUCAGCAGUUGUGCCAUUGUUGGAUUACAAAAAAGCUGGAACACAAGCUCUUCUAGGGAUUACUGCAAUGUGCAAUAAUUAUUGCAUGAAAAAUACAAACUGUGAACAUUCAAAAGCUAUUCAGGAUGUAAUAAAUUCUUUAAACAGAUACUUGAGGUAUAGAUGCAAUGUUCAUCAACCAACAGAAAUAAAACAGGUUAUUGCAGCUUUGAAAAGUUUCGGAAAUUUGGGACGAAACGGAGCUGCGUGGAGACAGAUUUUGGAAUGUUCAUCACAAAAAUCUAAUGUCGUCACCAUUCGAUUAGCAGCAAUAGAAGCAUUCCGGCGAACACCGUGCAAAGAAGAGGUUAACCAAAAGUUAUUGGACAUGUUCUCUAGACAGGAUGAACCUGUUGAAGUGCGUAUUGCGGCUUAUCUAGGUGCAAUGAGAUGUGCAGAUAGAAAACUCGUGAGAAGGAUCCAACAAGUUUAUGACUCAGAAAGGCUCAAUCAAAUAAAAACAUUUGUCUAUUCUCAUAUAACAAACCUCCAAGAAAGUUCUUCUCCCGAAAAAGAAAAUAUCAGAAGAAUUGUGAGCGAAUUCCAAUUCCAACCUCAGCAACUCGAUAUCAGGAAAUAUUCUCAAAAUAUUGAAUUGUCAAAUUACAUUCAGCGCAUGCAUUUAGGAGGAGAAUUUGAUUCAAAUAUUAUUUACUCAAAAAAUUCAGUCAUACCUCGAUCUUUCAUGGCAAAUUUUACUUCGUUCGUUAAUGGAAAAUCCAUUAAUGUUAUGGAAGUUGGAGGAAGAUUAGAUGGUUUCGAUCAAUGGUUGAAGAAUUCAUUAUCGUCUAUAUCAGAAUUUGAUCAUAUGUCUUUUAGUGAAUUUGUGAAAUAUGCUUUUGCUGCUGCUAAGAAAAACUUUCAAUCAUUACGGUCUCAGCCUGAAACAUUCAAACAUAAAUUUCAAUCUAAUAUUGAUUCAUUCAUUGCGUUUACGAAGAAAAACAUGCCAUCAGAUGCUUAUGGAUCUCUCUAUUUUAAAUAUCUGGGAAAUGAACUUAUGUGGUUAUCUGUAGAUGAAAAAACUGAUUUCAAUAUCGAAAAAUUUAUUGAUGUGAUGGAUAUAAUAUCAAAGCUUGCAAGAAAUCAAAAACUUGAUACAGCUCAUAGUUUGUUUCUGGAUACUUCUUAUGUUUUUCCUAGUAUUUCUGGUAAUGCUCUAACUGUCGAUAUUGCUGGAUCAGCAAUACUCGGACUGAAGGGAGAAGGAAAAUUGGAUAUCAGAAAAAUAUUUUUAUCUCCUCGAAAUGUUGAUAUUGAAGGAAAAUUUGUUACCAGUUUUGCUAGUGAACUAAAUGCAGUCGUAGGAUAUAAUUCAUUAUUAAAAAUUUCAAAAAUUAAAUACGUUGCUAAAGCACAUGGUGGUUCAGUUCUUAAAGGUAAAUUAGCAAUUAAAGACGGACGUAUUUUUAAUAUGAAUAUUGAUCUACCGGAGGAAAACGUGGACUUGUUAACAGUAAGCACCAACGUUAUUCGUAUAGAUAAAGAUGGAAAUGAAAUAAAAAACUCAUCUUCUAUGGGAAUUCGAGAUUGCUUGAAAACUUUUAGAAAAGUGAUGGGUUACGACAUCUGCACGUAUAUGACAUUUCCCGCUACCAAAUUGACACCAAAAUUUCCAUUUAUAUCUUUAAAAAUUCCCUUUACUAAACCUUUUGAAGCGGGAAUUUCACUUAAAAAACAAGAUCGUUCUUUGAAGGGAAUCCUAUUGAAUAUUGAAUUACCAGACAAUAAUGUUUACAGCAACAAAAAGUUUAAAUUUGAAUUUGAUACUCCUGGUUCAUCGAUAGAUAGAAAAUACUCUCUAGAAAUUGUUACUCCUGGUACUAUUGAUACUUAUGAUACCAAUCAGAAUCGAUCUUAUUCGUUUCGGGUGUAUACGCCAUUCAUUGCAAUGGAAAUGAAAAGGAAUAUACUCAAUAUCCCCAAAAAGAACAUCUUUGAUCUUAAAAUGAAUAUUGGUGGAAAACAAAAUUGGCGUUUUCUUGCAGAAUUUGAAACGAAUAAUACAGAAAAUAUCGUCGAACAUCACGUAAAUUUCGAAAUAUCUAAUCCUAAUCGAGAACCGUUUUUCAUUAAAGGUACCGUUAUUCGUAAAAAAGGGAAAAAGUCUGUAAUUACAGUCAAUUUACUUUCUAACAAACAAUCACCGUACCCUGUACUAAUUACGGGAAGCAUCAUUAAAGAACAAGAUGGUGAAACAAUUAAGUUAAGUACAGAUUUUUAUACUGAACUUCCAUUUACAAAAGUUCAAAUUUAUGGUUUAGCACAAGCAAAUAAAAAAAUAAUAUUUUAUGAUUUGGAUAUAAAUUAUCAUACAAAGAAGGACCAAAAGCACAGUUUGAAAAGUACUUGCAAGAUUGAAAAUUUAAGCACAAAGUUCGUUACCAUGUUUAAAAGUAAGGCUGAUCUGCAAUCUACUCAGUUUCCUAAGUACAACUCUCAGAUAGAGUGGGAUUUCCAAUAUAAACCAAAAAAAGAUAUAGAAAAUUAUUUAACAAUAAAGAGCGAUAACGAAACUAUUUUCCUAUUACAUCAAAUGUUUAUAAUUAAGAAAGAAGAUCCUCAAAACUUUAUAACAUUAAACAAUCUACGAGUUCUAAUAAUAAUCCCUAAAUACAGAGCUGAUUACGAAAUGUCAUUCUCUGUAAGAUACAAUGCCGAAGUACCAGCCUUCUACAUCUAUGCAGAAAUUCAAAAUAGUAAAGAAGUACGCUUUAGAUCCAGUUUAGAGUUUUCGUUGAUAUCUGAAAAACCGAUGAAGAUGAUGCUUAAUUUCAUUUUGGAAUAUCCAUAUAGAACUAUAAAAUAUAUUGAUGAAUUAACAGAAGUAUCUCCGAAUGAAUUUAAAGGAAAAUCAAAAUUACAAUGGGACAAAGAUAAAGAACUUACUUUUGAAUAUUCAUACAAACUCAAAAGAGAAAUAAAUUAUUUCCAACACGAAAUCGAUACUGAUUUCUCUGCACCUUGGUUACGUUCCCCAGUAGAAUACAGAGGUUUAUUAAAAAUGAGUGGAAAUUCUUUUGAUUUUAAAAGUUCCACAGGUUAUAAAGGAAAACCUGCUUAUAAAGUAGAUGUUAAAAUUGAUCCAAGAGAAUCAAGUAUGCUGUACGUCGAUAUUCCACAUUAUGGAAAGAGUGGCGUUGAAUUCGAUGUUAGUGGGGAAGACACAAUAUUAAAAUUCGAUUUACGUAGACCAGAAAGCAAACGUAGAAUAUUAGGUGAUUUCACUAUGAGGACACAACCAAAUCCUGUAACUCAGCUAGAGCUAAGCUGGGAUGCAGACAGAGAUCCAACAGCUCGAUUGGCAUUCAAAAGUGAAGUGCAAAUUCAGUCUGGUAAACAUUGUAUAAUUAUGAAUACAAUUGAAUAUAAAAACGAUAUAUCUAUUUACUCAAAAGUGAAAGUAAGCAACAGAAUUUUGCUGGGUCCUCAUGAUUUAAUUUUGGAAGUAAAAGAAGAAAAAACAUAUUCCAUUCAUUUACACUAUGAAAUUGACGAAAGCAUUUUAAAAUUGGAAUUUUCUACCGAAUUUCAAGGUGAAGAAAUAUUUCGUGCUUACAUAAAAGGAAAGAUGCUCACUCAAACAGCUCGCAGAGAAGUAUCAUGUGUUGCUGGUAUAUAUUCAUUCAAUCCCGAAUGGGAUAGAAAAGAAAUACGUCUUACUCAUAUACAAGAUUUUUCACAGUUUAUCAGCCUUAAAACAGAACUUGAAGUCUACUUAGCCUCUGAUAAGCAAUAUCUUAUAAGUGCAGAACUCAAUAGUUUUAGUUUCUCAAUUGUAGAAGCGGCUUUAACAUUGAAAACUCCUAUUAAAGAAUUUAAAACACGAGAAAUCAGACUGACUUCAGAGUUUUCUAUUAAUAAACUUAAGUUUAAUGGUGAUUAUAUAACAGACGAAGGGAAAACUUUGUCUAUUUUUGGCCAUUCAGAAACGACAGAGUUAGGUGGUGUAUCUCAAUAUAAUAUUUUAAUACCAAGAUCCAAAAUUAUGCAACAUGCAAAAUUUCAGAUAGAAUAUAAUUUGGAAUCACCGAACUACACACUUCAAGGCUAUUUGUUUAUUAAUGAUAAAAAAAAAUUAAAUAUGAGUGGUGGUUUUUCAGGACGUAACAUACACAAUUUCGAAUGCAAUAUUGUAAUUGAAAGUUACUUAACAUCAGCGUUUGUGGGUCACAUAAAAGGUAAAAUAAACAACUUACUUAAAAAAAUUGAUGUAGUCUUCAAGAAUAAUUCAAAGGAAAAAUUCUCCGCCAGAUUUUUUACUGAUUCUGGUCGACCCGAUCAUAAUGGAGAAUUAGAAGUAAAAGGCGAAGGAAAACGAAUUAUUUAUAUGGAUGUAAAAUGUGAAGAAACAUUCGCAAAGAAACGUUGUUAUUUGAAUUUCGGUGGAGCUAUCACAUCAUUUGUUCUUUUAAAUUUUAGUAGAGAAAAUUCUAUAAUAAAGCCUGCAAUUAAUAUCUGUUGGAAAGGAAGAUACAAGAAUUUUGAUUGCGUAGAAAUUGGCAUUUCAUUGAAGAAUGAGCAUAGUCCUUAUACUUCAGAUGUUGUACGUGGAAUCAAAAUUAAUAUAAAAACACCCGGAAAAGAGGAUUGGUCUUUUGAAUUCUUGAAAAGUAUGAAAAAAGAUGAUUAUCAACAUAAGUUUAUUCUUGCUUCUCCCGAAAAAAAAUUAGGAUACGAUAUACAUGUCGACGACAUUGGGUUACCGACAAAGAGUGGACAAAUACAAAUAUAUUUUCCAUCUAGAGUGAUUAAAGCGCAAGGUCGUCUUCGGACGGAAAUUCUUGAUUUUCACAUAUCGUCAGAACUGUUAUUAGAUGCUAAAAGACAACCCGAUAGAAAAUAUUCUUUCGAUUAUUAUUAUAAAUAUGAAUAUGUUGGUAUAACUUACCAUGUCGAUUCUAAACUUAAAUUAAACUCUCCAGCUCUUUCUAAGCCAAUUUCAGCGGAAUUUGAUGUGCUUGCUAAGACGGAAGAGGACAUGUUUUCUACCUAUACAACUUUUACAUUAGAUUAUUCUGAUAAUCGCGGAAAAAAUAUCUAUGCCGAUAUUCGUACUAACAUUGCUCCGGAUUUACAAGGAAAUAAUACCAUUUCUUUCGUUUUAAAUUCAGAGGAUUACCGAUUUCUGAAUAUUUUGAUAAACCCACAUUUCGCUUACACCAGAGAACUGAUAAGUUCUGGUUUUCUAUGGGAAUUUGCAUCAAAUUACAGUAGAAAAAAAUCUGGAUUAUCAUUUAUAAAAAUAGAACCACUAAAUAACAAUUUCGAAGUUUUGCAUAAAUCCGAUAAGGAUACAUUUCACGCAUUUGGGAAAUGGAAGUUUUUAAGUAAUGAUAUUCUUAUAACUGAUCUUGAUGUACGAAUCAAUAAUAAAGAACGAAAGAAAAUAGAAGCUACUACUGAAUAUCGUAAACCUUGUAUAACUAUAAUUUAUCACACUGUAGGCAAUAAGACAAAAGAAACCAAGUAUCAUUUCUGUAUUAACUUUGACAAAAGUAAUCUGUUAUCUUUAACUGCAAAUGCAUUUUAUGAUAAUAAGAAAAUUACAGAUUUUUUGAUUACAUUUAAUAGUUACAUAAACAAAUUCCUAAUUACGACGUCUGAUGAAACUUCAUUACAAUCAUUGGAGACUGCCGUUAUUACAAUCAUUUCGGAUUCAAUAUUAAAUUUCGUAAAUUAUACAAAUUUAAUGGGAAUUAUUGUAAAAGAAUAUAUUUUAACAAAAUUAAGCGAUUUUAACCCAACGUUUAAUAGCGAUGUUUGGCCAGAUAUUUUAGAAUUUGAGGAAGAGUUAGAAAAUAACGUUCGUCUCGCAUCCAGAAAAGUACGAGCUAUUUACCAAACGUUGCCAUCAAAACGUGAUAUCAGAGACAGUUUCAAACCGUUAAGAGAUUACAUGGAAAAGAUGAAAGACGGAUUGGGAAAAUUAUAUGAUAAAGUACGUCCCAAGUUUCUCGAUAAAUAUAUUGACAAGUCAAAAAAAGCUAUUGGAGAAAAGAGUGACUCAGUUUCCAACUAUUUCCGCUCACUGAAAGAAGUAUUCCGAAAUCAUGGUAUAAAAGCUGUUGUAAACAAACUUUACUACGAUAUUUUUACUUCAUUAGCGCCAAAAAGUAAAGAAAAAAGUUGAAUAAAGAAAACUUUAUAUUGUAUUUUAUAAAUUAAUCUGGAAA
Centruroides sculpturatus (bark scorpion) is the source of this 7848-nucleotide messenger RNA. RefSeq lists its product as uncharacterized. Gene Ontology annotation, biological process: lipid transport. Lineage: Eukaryota; Metazoa; Arthropoda; Arachnida; Scorpiones; Buthidae. Gene Ontology annotation, molecular function: lipid carrier activity. The coding region runs from base 21 to 7805 and encodes 2594 amino acids. The transcript is spliced from 28 exons. The record is from RefSeq and is a predicted model, not a curated record.